UCAGCUGCGAAGAGCUUAGGUUAAUUCUUAAAAUAGCUUUAAAAAUUAAUUAAAAGUAUAUUUCUUUUACUUACGAUUUGCUUAGAGCUAGGCGAACUUACCCUUGCCCGUUAGAUGUCGCAAAAACCAAUAUGGCUAAUUGGUAGAGUUGCUAUCGCUUUUUGUUGCAUAAACCGGUUUCGCUUUCGGUUUCAGUUUCAAUGAAAUUUGCAUUUCAAAUACUGUCAGCGCUUAUAAAGAAUAUUUAAGUAAAAGAAUAAAUAAACUUUGUUCUAUAAUUCAAGUUUCACAUUCCCUGUAAAUUGUAUCAAUCGCCAGUGGCUUUACUACCUUAUUUUUGUCAUAGUUGAUUAAAACACACAGUUUUCAAACGGCGCUUCUUUCAUAAAUACCAAAUAAAACAGCAGCAAAGAAUAAAUAAUACUAGGAAGACUCCAGUUUACCGUACGUUCUCUGAAUUUAUAUAAUCCAAAUGGAGCUAAUAAAAUGUUACUACAAAAGGAUAUUAUUCAACUGGUAGGCUUGGCAACUCUUCAUUUUGCUUUUUCCUGUACUUCCCUUGGGGGCUUGCGGCCAUUGUUUACUUCGCAUUUAGUGAUAAAAGUAGUUGUUUUAUGAAAAAAUAAACAAAAAGUAGUGAAAGCAUAAGCCGACAAUUAUACAGCUUUGAAAAUGUAAACAAACGAGAGCUCCUGAAUGCGUGUAAGUUUUUUGUUGGCAAGUUCUCAGCGAAAACAAUUGACGAUCGGAUAAGCACAAAACAAAAUAGUGUAGCCUUUUACUAUUUGAGAUUUUAAUUUUGUAACACAAGCAAAAAAUAUACUCAGACAGUGAAGACAUGGAUACUGCAGAGACAGGCAUAUCUGUGCCAGAUGGCGGAUGGGGUUGGGUGAUUGUGCUUGCCGUUGCAUUGAUUAAUAUGACCAAUACAUACAUACACUCCGUUUUCGGUUUGCUCUUUGGUGCCAAAUUGCAUAGUAUGCAGGAACAUACCUUUACCGCUGCAUUAAUUUUGAACUUGAGUAGCUUGACCUUGAAUUUUUCUGGUUUAUUUAUUGGUCCAGCCAUUAAGGCAUUUAAACCACGCAAGGUCGCAAUUACAGGCAUUUUACUAGUAUCUUGCGGAUUGUUCCUUUGUGCAUUUGCAGGAGAGAGUUGGCAUCUCAUUGUUGGCUACAGUUUAUUUGUUGGCCUUGGAUUCGGGUUAAUUACGCCAGCAACAUUUAUGGCCAUAAAUUCGUAUUUUAAUGCAAAGCGCGGCCGCGCUGUAGGAUUAGCGUUGGCUGGUGCUGGCGUAGGACAGGUGACGAUGCCACACUUAGUGCGUUUACUUUUAGAUAGUUAUGGUUUUCGAAUCACAGUUCUGGCCCUGUCUCUAAUUUCGCUUGUUGGCCUUGUGGGUGCCGCUUUGCUAAAGCCAUUUGCAGCACCAAUCAAACAUAAUAAUCGACAAAGUAUACGUCCGUUGCUAUCAACUGAUGAUGAGAAAGCAAAAACUUGUCCGCCGCAGUUUGAAGCGCAUGUGGUUGAAUCCACCGAUUUGGCAAAGGCGGAAGAAGCACAUAGACGGGAGAGUUGCUGCAGCAAAAUGAGCCAUCGUCUGGUGCAAGCCAUGGAUUUAGAACUGCUUAAAGAUGUGACAUUCUUGAGCAUUAUCAUCGGUAUGGCACUGGUAUACACAUCCACCAUGCAGUUUACUAUGCUGUUUCCGCAGUUCUUGCAGAACUCCGUUGGCUUCUCUUCAUUCAAUACAGCAACUUGCAUGUCUGCUAUAGCUGGCGCUGAUAUUACAUGUCGACUUUUAUUACCCUGCAUCACUGACAAGCUUAAAAUACCCUACCGCGUUGUAUUUCUGUUGGGCACAAUGGGCUUACUCAUUUCGCGUGCUGCUCUAGCCGAAUCGAUGGACAUGGCAACAAUCAUAGUGAUGUCAAUUUUCUGUGGUAUGACAAAAUCUGCGACGGUGUUGAAUAAUAAUUUAACGAUUUCAAGUUACUGCCGUCCGGAAAAACUACCAGGUGGUUUGGGUUUAAAUAUGAUUGCUAAAGGUGUGCUCGUUAUUACUGUUGGUCAAUUACUCGGAUGGAUACGUGAUUACACACAUUCUUACAUACUGAGUAUGCAUGCACAAAAUAUUUUACUACUACUGGUAGUGUUAGUGUGGACGCCAGAGCUUUUUUGUCAGUACAAAAAACAUCGUGAAGCAAAGCGGGAGGCAGCCGCCAAAAGAGAACCGUAUAAAAAAAUGAGUUUCUGCUAAAUUAUAAGGAGUUUUUAUGAUAUACGAUUUUUAGCCAGUAUUAACUUCAUGAACAUUUUAUUUCAACAUACACAAUCUCACACUGAUAGUUUUUAAAUUUGGAUCAUUAAACUGUCAUAAUUUCAUUCACAUAUUUUA
Messenger RNA from Rhagoletis zephyria (snowberry fruit fly), 2398 nucleotides. RefSeq names its product monocarboxylate transporter 13. Gene Ontology annotation, molecular function: monocarboxylic acid transmembrane transporter activity. Lineage: Eukaryota; Metazoa; Arthropoda; Insecta; Diptera; Tephritidae. The record is from RefSeq and is a predicted model, not a curated record. Gene Ontology annotation, biological process: transmembrane transport; monocarboxylic acid transport.